Molecule: messenger RNA, 1959 nt
Organism: Aplysia californica (California sea hare)
Lineage: Eukaryota; Metazoa; Mollusca; Gastropoda; Aplysiida; Aplysiidae
Exons: 3
Coding region: 577-1725 (382 amino acids)
Biological process (GO): protein targeting to membrane; peptidyl-L-cysteine S-palmitoylation
Cellular component (GO): endoplasmic reticulum; Golgi apparatus
Molecular function (GO): protein-cysteine S-palmitoyltransferase activity
Source: RefSeq, a predicted model, not a curated record
CCACUAACGUUACUACGGCCUAUAGUUGAGCCAGUGGUGCCUAAUUCUUUGCCUGUGUAGCAGGAACAGGAACGUUCCGAUACGUUUCUAUCUACUACAUUGGAAUCAGUUGCUUGUGAUUUCACUAAUUACUCAGAUUAGGAAUAUGGAUAAUGCUUAGUAUCGUGUGUAUGCGUAUAUAAUGUUUGUUCGUUUAAGUGAAGAGAAGCAGGUUGACAUAAUAACUGUUGUUUCGUGCAAGGAAAAGGUAGAACAAACAGACAGGAACAAUAGUGAGAAAGAACAAACGUAAGGCAUUUUAUUUGCCCCCUUUAAAAAACGCCUUCCUGAAAACCCGAAGUGUUAUUUGUUAACGGGACAGAGUAUGCAAUAUUUAUUUAGGGACUUAGGCUGUGGAGUUGGGUUCUAAUUUUUGGAACCACUAAUCCCACAGAUUGCCAUUCCACUGUUUGAUGAGCUUGUGUUCCAUUGGACAGGUCAGAUUGUUGGAGUUGGAAUACGAAACUUGCCUUACUUAAUAAUUACAAGCACUGGCGUCCCUUUUGUGUUCCCUCUCAGAGAGCUGAAGUCAACAACAUGAAUCUCACCGUAGACGAGGAAUUCCUAAAGCUGAGCUUCCGAGAAAAAUGGGCACGGCAUCGAGAGGACCAGAAAACCCAAGGCAUCAUGUUCCAUGCUGAUUGGCUCAACCGAUGGGUCCCUAUCUAUUGGUUUUUUGUCUUGUCCGGGGGCGUUGGGUGGCUGUCUUUUGCGACAAUUCCCGCUCAUCACAGCAGAGAACCCUUCUGGUUAUUUGCGAAUGAGGUGUUUAUCUGGUUUCUCUUCAUUCAAAUCAUGAUCAACUGGACGCUUGUAAGGACAACCAGCUCUCGCUAUGAGCCACAUAUCCACAGCAAAAUGACGUCAACAGACACAACGCCACUGAGAUCAGGAUCUGACGUCAGAGACAAGGCCUCUAGUAGUGACGUCACACAAGCGGAGACGAUAACUAUUAGCUUGGACAACAACAACGAUGCUGAGGGUGUCGACAACAGCAGCAGCAACGAUUUAGAUAAUGACGAAGUUGAUGCUGAGCCCACGAAUGAAACAUUCAAAAUGCUGGUAGCUACAGCAGUGAAUGAAGGGCGUGUUGAGAGAAAGUCGUUCCCUUAUUGGUCUUGGGUACCGUGUCUGAUGUGUCAGAGGCCACGCCCCCCUCGCUGUCACCACUGUACCGUAUGCAAAGAGUGUGUCCUCAAAAGAGAUCACCAUUGCUACUUCACGCGGACGUGCAUCGGCGUCAACAACCAGCGCUAUUUUUUGUUUUACUUAUUUUGGGCCGUACAAAUUGCAAGCCAUGCGUUCCUGGAGCUCAUUCCGUAUUAUUUGAGACGUGUCCUCCCCGAGACAUCCGUAUGGGAUCUAUUCCUGCCAUUUAAUGUUUAUCACCUGCUUACAGGCCAGCUCUCACUCACCAAUCUCUACUUUAUCGCCAUUUUCUGGGGCGUGGCUUGCAUUGCUCCUGUGACCAUUGGUAUGUUCUCCAUGACUUUGUUCCUCAGUCUCCGAGGUCUGACCAAGUUUGAAUUUGAUCAUGGGAUUAAGGUGAAGGACACGAGGUCGAUCCCGGCCCGACUCAGGUCUGUCCUGGGCAGGAACUGGGGUCUAGCUUUAUUGUCGCCGCUCACCCACUCCUCCCCAUUGUCCGAAGACGCCGUUAAUUGGCCUUAUAUUAAAGUCUUAUGAAAAUAAUCAAAACGCUUUUCGCGUAAUCGUCCGUUUACUUGUUUCUUUAGUAAAAAGUCGCACACCUACUUUCUUUCUCCUUUUUUUACGGGGAAAUAUUAGGGGGGGAGGGGUGAGAGGGUGGAAGUGUUGCUGUCUAAUUUUUAGGCGGUUUUUUUCAGGGAGGGUUGGAAUAUUUUUCCAAAGGCUUGUAAUAUGUUUUUAUGUUGUAGUAGGUUCCGCGAACCUCUCUCU